This is a messenger RNA of Cladocopium goreaui, 942 nucleotides long. The record is from the annotation of a GenBank genome assembly. NCBI's taxonomy places the organism in Eukaryota, Dinophyceae, Suessiales, Symbiodiniaceae.
AUGGUACCGACGGGUGAGCCCGUCUCCUUGUACUACUCCUCUGACUUUAUAUCCCUGGACCAGGAAGUGUCAGAUCUUCGGGCGCCGAAGCCAGAGACGCGCUUUUGCUUGCUGGAACUGCCGAAGGAUCAGUUGAAAUCCCUCCAGUCCGGACAGACCUUUGCCUUCCGAGAGCUCAGUGGCUCACAGGCGGAACAACUGCCAGUGUUGACAGUACCGGUGGCAUGUCUGGCACGUGUGGGUGGUCCAGCAAACAGCUCCAACUUCCCAGAGCAAACUUCGCAGUUUCAUCCCGCGCCCGAAGAUCUGCUUCGGGGAGGCAAGGCUCGAGGUGCGGAGUACUGGGAGAACUUCACCCUCACGAAUGAGACGUUGCGCAGCGGCGGCUACGAUCAUAAUCCAAGCAUUCGAACGCUCUUGAACAUCAUGAAGGGCAUGGGCUAUGACCAUAUUGCCACCAGCACUCGCUACGGAGACACCUGCUGUGCUUCCUGUGGCUUAGUGAACACUGCAGAGCUGGUCAAGGGGACUGGUUUCUACGCAGUGGCUUCGGCUGAGUCAAUGCAAGCGCAUGGUAUUGGCGAUGGUCACUACUGCACUUCUGCUGGCCCAACCCGCGGUGACACCGUAGGCAUUGGCUGCAUGAGCUGCGCCAAGGGCAAGUUUCUGCAGGCCCAUCCCUUCUCAUACCCUCUCUGGGCUCAGCCCAAAGAUCCCAUCUUCAACAAGGAGAUCAAGAUUGUGGUCGCCGACACUUGCCCCCACAAAGGCAAUGAAGGCUGGUGCCCUGGGAAAACUGGACAAGGGAACAAGUUUGGUAUCAAGAAUCACUUCGACUUCACCAAUCCGCCUGCUAAGUACGACAACUACUACUUUGUUUGGUCCAAAAUUGAGUGCCCUUGGCGCAUCAAGCGACGUUACAAGCAACUGAGCCGAUGCUAA